GCACAUGAACUUCCACACUCACACAGCAGAGGCCAAGACUAUAAGGUUACAAAAAAAGGAAAGAAUUUAAGGAAAGUUGUUGUCCCGAUGGUUGCGAUUUACACUCUGGGUGAGACCUCAAAUAUGUUUUCAGUAUUUUUCUUUGGUUUCUGUCACCUCUAACUGCUUUCAAAGCUGUCAUCAUUUAUUUUAAAUCGCAUCUGGCUGCUUGACUGAGGCUUGUGCAGGAUUGUCCACAAAUUUAACACAUGGUGAAUGAAACUUGACCUGACAGGUUCAGCCUUCAUUUUGAAUUAAAUAUAAAUCUUGAUGUCUGUGGUUAUUUUGGACACAUCAUGAAGCUGACACUCAAGCGUCUCUGUGUGGCACCGUGUCCGUGUGCAGUAAGAACUACAAUUCCCAUGACAGGAAGCUCAGUGCAAAUGUUGCCUUCAAGUCCUCCCAGUAAAUCCCACAGACUUACUUUUCAGAGUCAUAAAUGCAACCGUUUGGUGCGGUAAAUAAAGAGGAAUUUGGACGCUGUUAUAAUCUAGUUUUUUUUGGGAAGAUAUUGUCUGAUUCAGGAGCAUAUUAGGUUAAGUCUAACCAGCGUCUAAUUUGAGGCAUAUUUGUGGAAAGAAAUUCUUAUGCCCAAAUUAGCCUCCUACUGUUAACUUUAAUAAUUAUUAAAUUAUUAUUAUUUUAAAAUAAUUACACAUGUAACUUGCUAAUCAGUCCAGUUGGCUAGCACUAACGUUAGCAAUUAGUUUAUUUUUAUUGUUAUUUGACAUAUAAAUUGAAGUAUUCUUUUGCUAGAAUUGCUAUUCUGAAACUGGCAUCAUAGUUGAAACAGUCUGUGUGAAAUUAACAGAUAUAAUUAUUGUUGUAGUUGUUAGCAGGAGUGGUUUUAUUGCCGGUUUUCUUCAGGCUGCAGUUAUUUAUAGGAUAUAUAAAUGUGCCUGGAAAAAAUAUUUGUAAUGUUUCUUUUAAGUAGUAUAUAUCAAAGUUUACAUCCUAUUUUUUCAGGUUGUGUUAAUGAGGCGUUAUUGCACUUUUUAAAAAAUAAAAUUCGCAAUUUUAGAGACUAAAUUUCCUAUCUUUGUAAUUUCCCAUACGAUCGACAGCACUUGAACGCAUCACAGCAAACCCCAUGAUGUGUGAGAACUUUGACCUGAAUCACAACAAACUGCGGGGAUAAUAUGAGGAAGUGCUUAUUCGGAGAUCAUUUUCAGACCUGCAGGAAAGAAAAGUCACAGCAAAGUGAGUGUUGAAAUAAUAACUUCUGGUCUUCUGCAGUGUUACAGGAAGCGCUGUUUGGCAGCUUUUUGCAUCAUCAUCAGAGCCGAAAUGUCCCUCAGAUACCACAACAAAGUUGUCAUUGUAACUGGAGGAUCCAAAGGGAUUGGAAAAGGGAUAGUCAAAGUGUUUGUGGAGAAUGGAGCCAAAGUGGUGUUCUGUGCAAGAGGAGGUGCAGCAGGUGAGGCUCUGGAGGCGGAGCUAAACAAAGCAGGGCCCGGCUCAUGCAAAUUUGUCACCUGUGACAUCUCCAAAGAGGACGACAUCAAGAGACUGGUCGCUGUCACAGUGGAGCGUCACGGACACGUUGACUGUCUGGUGAACAACGCAGGGUGGCACCCGCCUCAUAUACCCACUGACGACACCACAGCUGAUCAGUUCAGAGAUCUGCUGAAUCUGAACCUCGUCAGCUACUUCCUAGCCUCUAAAGUAAAUAUGCUGUUGCCCUACCUGCGGCAGCGGCAGGGAAACAUCAUUAACGUCUCCAGUCUGGUUGCAACCAUCGGUCAGAAACAUGCUGCACCGUACGUCGCCACCAAGGGGGCGAUCAUCUCCAUGACCAAGGCCAUGGCUGUGGAUGAGAGUCGCUACAAUGUGAGAGUGAACAGCCUCUCUCCAGGCAAUGUGCUGACACCUCUGUGGGAAGAGUUAGCAGGACAGACACCAGAUGCUGCAGCGGCCAUUAAAGAGGGAGAAAAUUUUCAGCUGCUGGGUCGUAUGGGGACUGAGCAGGAGUGUGGACUGGCUGCCUUGUAUCUGGCUGCUGAUGCGACUUUCUGCACUGGGAUCGAGCUGCUGCUGAGCGGCGGAGCUGAACUCAACUACGGCAUCAAGAGUCAGAUCCCCUCCUGAGGGUCCUCGUCUCCACAGUCUCCUCAUCACAUAGCUGAUGUAACAGAUACACACAAUACCAUUAAAAAAUUUGGAGUCUCCUGCCACAAACAUUGUACAAUGGUCCAACCAGACUGACCAGUUAAGCAGCAAAAAGAGACAAAGAUCCCUUUGACAAACAGAAAAGAAGUCAUCAGUCAGUGGUAAAAGAAAGUUUCGUAAAAUUUCUGUGUCUGUGCAGUGCAUAGUGCCUAUAACAAACUGUCUUUAGCUUUAUAAUAGUAAUAAAAAAAUAUUAGUUCAAAACAAAACAAGUGACAUUACAAAUAAGAGAAAAAUACCUAAGGACAUUCAAAGAAAACAAGGUGACUUAAAGAACUUGACAUGAUGUAUAGUAGAUUAGAUGUAUAACAACCUUUAAAAAAAAAUUAAAUUAUGAUAUUAAAAAAUUGUAAAAGGGUAAUAAUAAUCAUAAAUGUAUUACAUGUUUUGAGAAAAUAAAAACAAUAAUACUAGGUGUUGAUAAUAAGGGAGGGAUGGAAAAAUAACAAAAUAUAAAGUUUGAUGUUUAGAAUUAUCAGCAACUGAAGUAUGGAGGGUCCUGGCAGGGAUUCAGACCGGAAUUAUAUGUUUUUAUAUAUCUUUCCCUUUUUGAGAGCUAUUAAUGAUGAAAGCAAUAAAAAGCAUCAUUAUAGCAGGUGAAUCCAAACUUUUAGACAGUAUUGUAUGAUCAAGUGCGCUGCUAACAUUACUAAAGUGAACACUGAAUGGAUGUAAACACAGGGAGGAUUUUAAUUAAGUUAAUUAUAAAGUGACUUUUCAUUCAUGGUCUUUAGCAAAUUGCCUUUCUGAGAUCAGUCAGCUUAAAAUGUUGGCAUCCUGACCAACUGUAAGCGGACCGGCGCCCCUCCCCACCGCUCGACCAAUCAGCGUCGACCUCUUUGACCUCGAGUAACCUCCGUUUUUGAGGCUGCUGGUGUCCGCCAAUCAGAUGUCACGCUUUUGUCACGCCCUCAAUGACUUCUUGACUGAAUUAUAAUAACACUGCAUUAUUAAAUUUACUUUGUGGCUCAUUUUUCCAUUUAAAUACUUACAUAAACUAAAUAUACAGAACAGCCCGAGUGAUUUUACAUUUUUAACCCUAAACAAAUAGAAAAAAAUUACAAACUUUUAUAAACUAGCUACGUCAAUUGAUUUCCUUAAAGGAGUAAUAUUACGAAGGUUUUUUUUUUUUUUUUUUAUGUCUGGGAGGUUUCUGGUUUCUCCUCAGCCGAUCAGCGUGUCCUGUUUCAAAGCGGAACUCAAGUUGACUUUCAGCUGAGGGUUUGUUUCCGCACGAACAAAUAAUCUUUUAUCACAGCGGAGAUGGCAGCCCUCCGAACGGUGAGUUCAUUGACCGAUGUCUGUGUGCUGUUUAUUAUCUGUUUACAUUGCCUGUCUGGGUAAAUGAUUCACUUAAAUUAGAGAUAAGUCGGCCGAUAAAGAUAAAAACAUAGUCUGGUUUACUCGGAGUGGUGUGUCUGCCCCGUAAGCUUCGAUGGUGGCAAAACAAUGCAGCGUGGAAAGGUCAUUAAACCAAACUUCAUGCUGAAAAUUGUGAAUUUAAAAUUGUCGCCUUUGUCAUCAAAAAUAACCCUUCGGAAAACAUAACUCAAUGUAUUUUUUAAUAUCUUUAAGGCUUCAUAGUGAUUUCGGCGGACAUUCAAUCAACAUGUUUGACUGUAAUUUAUGAGGAAAAAAAUAAGUUGUAUAUCUUCUCUACAUUUACGGUGUGUGUGGUUGAAGGCAAGCAAGACAGUUAAAUUAUUGGCAGAUUAUAAGUAUGCCGAUUGAAGAAUGUAUCCGUCUGAUGCUAGAGAAGUCCUGAUUUUUUUUGUAAACGACCCCUCGAGAAUGUUUGUUUGAAUUGUCAUAUUUGUAAAUGGUUUGGCCUGAAGCUAGCAGGCAGCUUUCGUCUCUUCGGGUGGCUUAGAAAAUGAAGUGUAUAUGCCUGUUGAUAAUUCAUUGUGCUUGUUCUUCGAGAUUCGCAUUUUACUUAAAUUGCUGUCUCAAAGCUGCUGAUGCUAACUAGCAUAUGGCAAUUUUGUUCAACUUUAACUCAAGCCUGUGGGUCCAGAUUAAGUAAAUCAAAAUUUAGUGUUUCAUGCAUCUGAUUAACACGUGCAUUGCACAAACGUCCCUGCAAAUAUAUUUGAUUAUUUAGUGAAAACUCAUGGUCGCAAUAAAGAUUGAACUUGCAUCAUC
Messenger RNA from Centropristis striata (black sea bass), 4350 nucleotides. RefSeq names its product hydroxysteroid (17-beta) dehydrogenase 14 (gene hsd17b14). The record is from RefSeq and is a predicted model, not a curated record. Gene Ontology annotation, biological process: steroid catabolic process. Gene Ontology annotation, molecular function: estradiol 17-beta-dehydrogenase [NAD(P)+] activity. Gene Ontology annotation, cellular component: cytosol. Lineage: Eukaryota; Metazoa; Chordata; Actinopteri; Perciformes; Serranidae.